Anopheles nili is the source of this 2915-nucleotide messenger RNA. RefSeq lists its product as uncharacterized. The transcript has 5 exons. Bases 1 to 2616 code for a protein of 871 amino acids. Gene Ontology annotation, molecular function: G protein-coupled receptor activity; dopamine neurotransmitter receptor activity, coupled via Gi/Go. Gene Ontology annotation, biological process: adenylate cyclase-activating adrenergic receptor signaling pathway. Gene Ontology annotation, cellular component: membrane. The record is from RefSeq and is a predicted model, not a curated record. NCBI's taxonomy places the organism in Eukaryota, Metazoa, Arthropoda, Insecta, Diptera, Culicidae.
AUGGGUCACCCCUACUACGAUGAUCCGACCGAGAUGUGGCUCUGGUCGGCUGCAAAGCCUAUUCAAUUUGUCCGGGUGUCGCCUGGUCCAUUUCCAGAGCGGUUUAGCACAAUAACACUUACUGGCCCGGCCGUUGGAGUGGGCCGCAUGGCUGUAACGGGACGCGCCUCCGGUCACACCGGCUAUGUUGGAUACAUGAAACGGUUUAACUUCACAGCAAAUCUCGACGCGAUCGACGAUAGUACGGCUGACAUCGGCAUCACCGACGAUGAGGACGAUAAUGGCCGACUAGCGUUGCACAACUAUUGGGCGCUGCUUGCAAUUAUACUAGUGUUUGGCACGGCCGCCGGCAACAUACUCGUCUGCUUGGCCAUCGUCUGGGAGCGGCGGUUGCAGAACGUCACCAACUACUUUCUGAUGUCCCUAGCGAUUACGGAUCUGAUGGUCGCCCUAUCUGUGAUGCCGCUCGGCAUUCUGACGCUGGUGAAAGGUCACUUCCCACUAGAUUCCAAAUACUGCCUGGUGUGGAUCUGCCUGGACGUCCUGUUUUGCACCGCCAGCAUUAUGCACCUUUGCACCAUCUCCGUCGAUCGGUAUCUUUCGCUGCGUUAUCCCAUGAAGUUCGGUCGAAACAAAACGCGGCGGCGUGUUGUACUGAAAAUCAGCUUUGUUUGGAUAUUAUCGAUAGCGAUGAGUCUACCUCUAAGUCUGAUGUACUCGAAGAACCACGCCUCGGUGUUGGUGAACGGAACGUGCCAAAUACCGGACCCGGUGUACAAGCUAGUUGGGUCGAUCGUGUGUUUCUACAUUCCACUUUGCGUGAUGCUGAUAACCUACACGCUGACUGUGCGGCUGUUAGCGCAGCAGAGCGAAAACCUUGGAGGAGUUGGGAAUGGUGGCGGAUGGUCUAGCGGAUGGCUUGGGCAGGCACCGGGCUUCGAUCGGCGAAACACCUGGAAGCGCAUCAUUAAGCUGAGUUUGCCUUCAGCCCAGAGUCAGCAUGCGCAUUCGGCGGCGUCCACCGAUACGGAGCUUUCCACGUUGGAUAACCAUGACCUUUGGUUGUUAGAGUCAAGCAUUCCAGAGCCGAGCUCGAUUACAAUGACAGCUAUGCAGAGGUUUGGAGAAGAGAUGCUUAAACUAUCUCAAGGGCUGGAAUCUGUGGCUCAACAUGGCGAAAAAUGUGUACCAACUAGCGAAACCACACAAUCACCGAAAGUGAAACACGAAAAAGAACUGAUUCGAAAGAAAGCUGUUUCGAAAAGCACGCUCGGGGGCGUUGCUACGACAGCGGUAAUGCGGUCACCGGUACCGGUGAAGAAGCGACGCAGUUCCACCUCGACGUGGAUCAACCGACGAAACUCCGGAACGCCACCACCCGUACGGUUGGUUCGGAAGCGAUUCAAGAGCCUGCCCCAUGCAAUUCCACCACCAGACGCAGACGACAUCGAGGUAGACGAGCAGUUCAUGCAGCACGUACUUUCGGAGCUGCGCGAUAGGGACGAAAAACCGGCCAUCGAACAGAUGCCGUCCAGACAUCCUUCGGCGCCUAAUGGUGCUAGCGAUCACGAGGACGCUUGCCGCCGGAUCGACGAGAUCUGCGCCAAAGGCGGGCUGGAGGUUGCUGCUCAUUCACCGGGCCAGAGCUUGGCAGGACAACCGCUCAAAUUGCCGCCACCGUGCAAGUGUCCGUUUUUCGGCGAAGGAGCCUCCAGCAAGCAGCAGUAUUUGCGACCCGCCGAGAUUAAGAUUGUGAAGACGAGUCCCGAUUUCAGCGCGAUGGCACCCGCCGGAGAUAGUCUCGUGUACAGCACGAUCUCCAUAACGUCCAGCUCGAACGUGACCUCGCAACCGACGCGGUCCAUCUCGAGCAGUCUGUCGACGCUGCCGGCGUCGGCGUUGGCAUCACCAAGCCGGAAGUGCAGCGCCCCAAAGGGCAUCUCGGUUGUGACCUGGGACCAACGUCGCCACCAGCGACGGGGUUCGAGCUUCGGCGGUGCACGCACCUCCCUGCUGUUGACUCCAACCAAAGCGAGCCCUUCGAGUGUGUCCCUGCGCCGAUCGAUCAAUCUGCGCCAUUCGACCCUCGAAGGAGGCUCCUGCGCGGCGACCGGCAGUGGCGAGACCGUGUUCCGAGGUGUGCCAAAAAAGAACAGCUCCUCUCCGUGCCUGAUGCAACACCAGACGGGUGGGACGGCGGCCAUGCUGGCGGUGGCCGCGGCUUCCACGACGGCUCCCGCGGCCGUCAGCUCGACACUAACCGUGCGUUCGCACCACUCGCGCAACUCCAGCAUGAUUUCGCGCAACUCAUCGCGCCACGGACGCAUCAUUCGACUCGAGCAAAAGGCCACCAAAGUGCUCGGUGUGGUGUUUUUCACCUUCGUUAUCCUGUGGGCGCCAUUUUUCGUGCUCAAUCUGCUGCCGAGCGUGUGUGCGCACUGCGAGGACAACAUCGAUCAGUGGGUGUUCGAGUUUGUCACCUGGCUCGGCUACGCCAGCAGCCUGGUCAAUCCGAUUUUCUACACCAUCUUCAACAAAGCCUUCCGGGACGCGUUCCGGAAGGUGUUGCUCUGCCGUUACGGACUCGGUGCACGCCAUUGGCAACCGAACAGCUAAUACGCAGCCUCCAUCGGUCGGCUGGACCGCAGCGAGCCUCUCUAGACACACACGGCAGGUGAAGGUGGAGACCCCGGAUAUUCCAUGCCCUCAAAUUCCUUCCAUCAACACUUGCAACACUCAAUCAAGCAUGCAGAUGUGCUUCACAAUCCUGUACACACACACACACGGUUUCGCAAGGAUAACAGCAGGAGAACACUUUUUGUAGGUGCUAGUUUUGAUACUUAUAGCACGACGAGAUUGGUGUAUAGUUACUGGUGUUUGUAGUGUUACAUAGCAAUAAAUGUUUUAUAUCCUCU